Messenger RNA from Letharia columbiana, 543 nucleotides. RefSeq lists its product as uncharacterized. The transcript is spliced from 2 exons. Bases 1 to 543 code for a protein of 180 amino acids. The record is from RefSeq and is a predicted model, not a curated record. NCBI's taxonomy places the organism in Eukaryota, Fungi, Ascomycota, Lecanoromycetes, Lecanorales, Parmeliaceae.
AUGAAUUUCCUCUUCUACACCGCAACCGCUACCGUUUUUAUCGCCUACUGUAUCCCCAGGCCCGGCGAGAACUGGCCGUCGAUUACUAGCCUUGAGCGCUGCCAGAAAUCAGAGAGCAUUGCCUAUGUCCAGGGUCCUUUCGGUGUCCUCUCCGACAUAUAUAUCUUCAUCCUGCCGCUGCCAGUCCUAUGGCGUUUGCAAAUGACCUUAAGGAAAAAGCUUGGGGUCAGCAGUAUCUUCCUGGUAGGCUUCAUGUAUGUACACUUCAAACCUGUCAGCACGAUCGAUCCCAUUUCGAUCAUUGCAUUUACUUACCAAACUCCAAAUUGGUCCAGAGCGAUUCUCGCCAGUAUAUUAGCAGGCAUGUACUAUCGCGUCGUCGAAGCUAGAAGCUCCGAUCUGACUUGGCGGCUACCACCAACUAUCGGCUUAGCAGACGGAAAGUUCCUCAAAUCGGGGACGUUCUCAGGAGCAUUGGGGAAACGAUCUUCGAUGGACCCGUCGAGGAGCAACGACCGAGUCUCUGAACAUGACAGGUGGUGA